GAGUUCUGUUGUUUUGUUUCCAGGUUUAAUUAAAUAAGAUGAUAAACAAGAAAAAAAUGCCAUAUUGUAAUGUAAAUUCCACAAUAAUAAAAAAAAAGAAAAUAAAUAAAUAAAUAAAAAAUGCGUUUCCGGAAGUCAUCAAAACGUCACUUCCCCUCCUCGGUUUUGGCGGGCUGGUUGAAACAGAAGCUCUUCAGUUGGUUGUCGUGUAGCAACAACAACAUCUAACAUCUGUUCAUUUAUAUAGAUAUCAGAGUUUAACAUGAUAGUUAGCUCUAGUAGAGAUGUUUCACUAGGUGAACGAUCGGACGGAUGUUAGUAUUUGAGACAAUUGAAGCUGGUUUAGCUUCUCCAGCUAACUAACUGUUGUUUUCAGUGUUUAGUCAGCUAGCAUACAGAACAGAUAGCUAACCUUACCUUGAUGUGGUUCAUAUUUACCUGAUUAAAAAGCUCUACAAGCGCUUUGCAAAGCAAUGGACCGACCACCAAGGAAGAUGAAGGUUGUGAACUACUCUGAGGCAAAGGAACUGGAUGAUGAUGAUGAGGAUUUUGCCUGCGUGAGGCCUCCACCCAGCAAAAAGGCCAGGGAUGUGAAACAGGAGCACAAGAAAUCAUCGAGCAAGUCCUCCAGUCAGGAGUCCAACUCACAGUCCACAUUGAGCCAGAAGAGCAGACCAUUAGAUGUGAGGUUGCAUGAAAGAGAUCUGGAAGCAGCCAUUACACUAUCCAUGCUCAAUAGUGCAGAUGGGAUAAAGGACCAGUCUCCGACCAGUAAAGGAGAUGUCAAAGUUCAAGUUCCGGUAGAUGAAAGCACAGAUCCGACCUCUCUGCACCUGUCAAACUGCAGUGUGGAUUUGACAGUUUUGGGCCUGGAUGAAAUCACAUCAGAAAAAGAGUCACCUGCUCUUUCCAGACAGAGAAAGGCUGGAGCUAGAGCCACUGAGGAGCAGAAGAAAAAGCUUACGGAUGAAGAUGAAGACUAUGAACCCAAACUGACACCAGAUUCAGAAAGUGAUGAUGAAGAUGAAGAUUUCAGUGAACCAGCUGAGAGCGAAGAUGAGGAAUUCACAGUGAAGAAAGUCAGCAAAACAAAAAAGAAGGAGAAAGUUACCAAGAACGAGAAGACCAAACCGCCUCCUGUUUCUAAAAAAGAAAAGGAACCAUCAAAACCGUCAAAGUCUAAAUCACAGGCAACAGUAGCUUCCGUACCGGUGAGAAGUCCUCCAACAGCUGAAUUGGCACCCAAGAGACCUGCUUCAUCAUCCACAGUUUCUACAUUUAAACCUGCAUUAUCUCCGAGCCCAGCAGGUGGCAAAAUACCCAAGUGGAACCCACCAGCUCAAGUUGGUAGAAGUCCCACUUCAUCCAGUUCAGCAGUGAAGUCUCCAGGUCAGGGUCUCCGGCUCGGACUGUCCCGUCGUGUUCGAGUCAAACCUCUCCACCCCAGCGUUGCGAGUCACUGACCCGUCUGGAGAAGCCCCUGUAUGUAUCAGUUGUGUUGUCCUUUUAGCUUUAUUUUAAAAAGAUGCUUGUAAAUUUUAAUUCCUAUUUUCAGGACUAUAAAUAUAAAGUAACUCCCAGGAUAUUUUUCCCACGAUGCUCUCAGCUUUGGGCACAUAUGCCAAUUGCAUCUUGAGCUAUUAUUUCACCACACUUCAUAAACCGGUCAUGGAAUAGUCACAGGGUGUGCUUUGUUGACUCUAGUUAUUAAUGUCAAUAUUUUUCAGUACAGUAAUUGUGUCUAUAGUAGGGCUGCCAAUUGAUUAAAAUAUUUAAUCCAUAGUUAAUUACGAUUAAUUGCACAUAUUUUUAUCUGUUCAAAAUGUACCUUAAAGGGACUGUUUGUAAGAAUCAGAAAUGCUUGUUGACAGCGACACCUGUGG
This is a messenger RNA of Sebastes umbrosus (honeycomb rockfish), 1883 nucleotides long. RefSeq names its product RAD51 associated protein 1 (gene rad51ap1). The record is from RefSeq and is a predicted model, not a curated record. Gene Ontology annotation, biological process: double-strand break repair via homologous recombination; interstrand cross-link repair. Gene Ontology annotation, molecular function: double-stranded DNA binding; single-stranded DNA binding. NCBI's taxonomy places the organism in Eukaryota, Metazoa, Chordata, Actinopteri, Perciformes, Sebastidae. The transcript is spliced from 9 exons. Bases 474 to 1463 code for a protein of 329 amino acids.